Molecule: messenger RNA, 3563 nt
Organism: Menidia menidia (Atlantic silverside)
Lineage: Eukaryota; Metazoa; Chordata; Actinopteri; Atheriniformes; Atherinopsidae
Source: the annotation of a GenBank genome assembly
GCAGCCGGCCGGUGAGCUUCACAGUCCGCACCGCACCGCACCGCCAUCCGCACCGGCCUCCCGGGACGCGCCUGCACUCUCCGGGAUGGAGAAAGGCGCCUCAGACCCGGACCCGUCCCGGCAGCGGAACGGGUUCGUGGGCGUGCUGUACGGAGAGUUUACGGACACGCUCAACGACCGGCUCCGGUACUCGGUGAGCCUGACGGAGAGCGCCCUCUCCAUCCAGCGCAUCUCCUCAUCACCCGGCCGGACGAGGAUGGUCUUCAACUUGACGGACUGUGUGGGCUGCCGGGCUUACCGGGGGCCGGACGCCGUGGACGUCGGGGCUUACUUCACGGCGUAUUUCUACCCGUUCAAGAGGCGCUGGAUGAGCGCCGGGGUGAGCCGGCAGAGAGUGGAGCAGUGCUUUCGGGUCGCGCUGGUCCAGGACCCGCUCGUCAACCUCCGGGAAGCUGAGAGAUGGGCUCAAGCCAUCAGAGAUGCUUCAGGGCUGCAGGCUCCUCGGAGAGACGGUGUGGUGUACACGGAGCUGAGGAGGCCCUGCAGAGCCAUGAUCCUGGUCAACCCCAGCAGCGGGCGCGGGCAGGCUCUCCAGCUCUUCAACAGCCACAUAGAGGGCAUGCUCACGGAGGCGUCCGUCCCCUACAAACUGGUCAUCACAGAGCACCAGAACCACGCACGGGAGUUGGUGAGGAAGGCCGACCUGUCACAGUGGGACGCCCUGGUUAUUAUGUCCGGUGACGGGCUGCUGUUUGAGGUGAUAAAUGGUCUGAUGGACAGAGAAGACUGGCAAGAAGCCAUUCAGACACCUCUGGGUAUCCUACCAGGUGGCUCUGGCAACGCCCUGGCUGCAUCUGUCCACCACUACUCACAGUUGCCUCCAGCAUGGAACGAGGAGCUGCUCCUGAGCUGCGGCUUCAUUCUGUGCAAAGGUCUGGUGGGCUCUCUGGACCUGGUGUCCGUCCGGCUGGCGUCCAGGCAGCGGCUCUUCUCCUUCCUCUCGCUGGCCUGGGGCUUCGUGGCGGACGUGGACAUCGAGAGCGAGAAGUACCGCCACGUGGGCGCCAUCCGCUUCCUGAUGGGCACCCUGGUGCGCCUGGCCUCCCUGCGGGUCUACAAGGGCAGGCUGGCCUAUCUGCCCGUCAAAGGAGCGUCCGAACCUCCGAAAGGAAGCACGCGGGCAAACCCUCCACCCCCCACGCCCCAGCGCCCCUCGCUGUGCUCCUCCCUGCCCUGCCGCCUCGCCCCAAACGCCUCGCCGAAGCCGGACUCCCGCCACAGCGCCAACUCGAACCACGGCGCCAUCACCAACUCCUCCAUUAACGCCGUCAACAGCAAGGCCGCCAGCCCCGCGGACUCCCUGCUGCCCGGCCUGGACCGGCCGGUCCCGGAGGGCUGGACGGUGGUCCGGGAGGAGGACUUUGUCCUGGUGCUGGCCAUUUACCAGUCCCACCUGGCCGAGGACCUGUGGACGGCCCCCGGGGCGGCGGCGGACGACGGGGUGAUCCACCUGUUCUACGUGACGGCGGGGAUCUCGCGGCCCGCCCUCCUGCGCCUCUUCCUGGCCAUGGAGAAGGGCGCCCACCUGGCCUGCGACUGCCCCCACCUGGUGUACCAGAGAGUGAGGGCCCUGCGGCUGGAGCCCAGCUCCCUGCAGGGCAUGAUCACCGUGGACGGGGAGAUGGUGGAGUACGGCCCCGUGGAGGCUCAGGUCCACCCGGGCCUGGCCAGACUCAUAUGCGGGUGAACUCGCACCGCUGUCUUUUUCUAGCGAAGCCUUUUUUAAAUACUCAGAGUCGGGUUUUCUUUGUGUAUGCUGUAUUUUCAGAAGUGCCAAAGACAUUUCAUCAGCCUCUGGAAAUUUCCUUUAUUUUUCUACAGAGACAGAGACAACUCGUCCUAUUUUUCUGGACCCCGUCCCUUUUUCUCCCUCUCAGCGUUCAAUUCAGGGUAAAAGCCAUGGGGAGUUGUUCUCGUUUCUGGCCGGUCCAGGCUUAGAGAGAGAGAGAGAGGGUUCGGGGUAGGAUCGUGUGUGUGUGUCUGUUUGUGUGUGUGUGUGCACAUGGAUAUAGAGAGUGAUCUGUACGUGUCUGUAUGUGUGGGGUUGUGCAUGAGCGGCUUUGGCAAUGCGGUGGCUGAGGAGCGCGGUGUGCACUCCGCUGUCGGACCUCAUAAGCAUGGCACGUGUGAAGAGAAGCACAUUUUCCUGUCCUGGGAGGCUCCAGAAGAGACCACACUCCCCAUUCCCCACCGUACAACCCCAAGCUGACACUCUCCACGCCGGGCCGCUACUCUGACAGCAUUGCCGUCCUCCGUUUUUUUGCUUCUUUUUUUUUUCCGCUGAGGAGAUAUAAAUCCCCAGUGGAUUUACCAUCAACAAAUCUUUAAUCUAUCCCUAAUUCGUAUCAAAAACGUCAAACAAUGUCAGAUCUGAUGAGUUAAGCCAACCACACCCUUCCUCCCUCCUUCAGCGUGGGGAACCUCGCAGUCACACCUCCACCACUGUCCGUUCAUCACCAUUAAAUCGUGCGAUCUGCCUCCACACACACGCAAACACACAGCUUCUUUUCCCCAUCCCCCCCUUCCACUUAUGCUCAGAUCGUCACAUACACACAUUCCCUUGCAUCACUGCAGCACUUAGCGAGGGGGGAGGGGCACCGGCCGCUUCUGUGUGCAUAUGAUCCCCUCUGCUCUUGCCAUCUUAAGAUUGUACACUUCCCUCCCUCCAUUGGCCAACGAGCCGUCAGCACCUAAUGUGUCCUUAACAUGAGGUUUCACGUCUGUAAAAGUGUGCUAGGUGGGAAGUCGUUUUUCCUCUCCGGGCAAACUAAGGCACUUAAGUUGGUUUUUAAAAGCAUUUUAGACCGGUGAAGAACUGACACACUCAAGUGUGUUAAGUGGAGUUUCUUACUGGAUCUUUUCCCACUAAGGGGGUUGUGGUGAUGUGAGGCGGAGGGAGUCUAGUGUUUUGCUCCUCUGCUGACUGUGGCGAUGACCACUGGUGCACUGGACCAGAGGCCGGUGCAAAUGUUAGCAUUAUCAUCCAUGCCCCCCUUUCACAAGCUCCAUCUCACAGGCACGACACCAGUUUACCCCCCUCGCUAGAACCGAGCAGAGCAGUUUGUCCUCAGGUCUGCAGCAGAGGUGUAUCGUCCCACUGUCCCGGUCAGCUGUGAAACAGCAGAAUGUAUUAAGGGGGUCAUAAUGUUUGGACACUGCUCAGAACAAAAGCUCCUCCUGUGCUGAAAAGAACUCAAAUAACUGGAAUGCUAGCAGACUGAUGGGGAUUGAAUAAAUGCUGAUUUAAGUUUUUUUUAAAAAAAUAUGUUUGACGGAUACAUUGCAGAUAACCCUGAGCGUGGUUCAGCCAAUUGCGCUAAUAAUCUCAUGCUGCUUUUCUGGAGCUCCUCGAGGAAUCCCUGUUGAAUGGCUUCCACGGAGCACCAGGCGAAUUAAUUUCUUUUUUUUUUUCUCAUAAUACAUAAAACAAUAAGGAUCGUUAGAGACUGUCAACAAUUGUUAGAAUGAAGUGACUUGGCAGCUCGGUGUGUGUGUGUAUGUGU